This is a messenger RNA of Plasmodium falciparum 3D7, 99 nucleotides long. RefSeq names its product putative dolichyl-diphosphooligosaccharide--protein glycosyltransferase subunit OST4 (gene OST4). Lineage: Eukaryota; Apicomplexa; Aconoidasida; Haemosporida; Plasmodiidae. The record is from RefSeq and is a predicted model, not a curated record. Gene Ontology annotation, cellular component: endoplasmic reticulum membrane. The transcript is spliced from 2 exons. The coding region runs from base 1 to 99 and encodes 32 amino acids.
AUGGAUUACGAACUGUAUUUAAUUUCAAAUAUUAUGGGCAUUUUUAUUGUAAUUUUAAUUUUUGUUUUUCACUAUUUAUAUUCCGAUAUAGAUGAUUAA